CACGCCUCGCGUUUUCCUGAACGUCACGCCCUCCUAAGCUGAGGACACCACGCGGCAUUCCACACGACCAAGCACCGCAACAUCGCUCUUCUUGGACAACCGGCACACGGCAGACCUGUACAUCACUCGUAUAGUUGAUUCCGAUCAAAAAAAACCACCGAAUGGCCGUGGCCAGACCCGAGUAACCCCGCAUCGAGCGACGCCCUCUCACGCCGACGACCCCCUUUCCUCGCUCUCGCCCCUCCUUCCCCCUUCUGAGCGGCCCCUACUCCCUCCGUACCGGCGCCGGAUCGACGAGACCAUUCCAACCAUCCCACGUUGCCGGCUAUGGCUCCGGCUCCGUCAACCCCGAGACGUACGGCACGGGGUCGUCCCCGGGGCCGUCCCAAGGGGCCUGGCUCUGCAAGCGCGUCUCGAUUGAAGAGGACCGCCCCAGACGGCUCGGCCACCGAACCCCCGCCGAAGCGUCGCCGGUACAUCCCAGGCGGGCCCGGUGGCGGUGGGCGCUUUGUUGAAGAGGAUGGCACCGAGAUACCCACCGAGCCCCAGGCCUCCUCGGCAGCCGCGUCGCGCGCCCGAGCGUCUCAGGCGCAAGCCACCCCGACCGUCUAUCCGCGAAGGGAGCGAAGCACGCGCAUUCGUACCGCCGUUAACCGAGACGAGCGAGAUGAUAUGCAGUACAGCUCGGCCGCCGCCGUGGCCGCCGCCGUCGUACAGAGCGAGGGCUACAAGCCGCGCGAGGAGCGCGGCUGGGAGGAGUUCCAUCCCAACCUCGACAUCGAGGCCACUUUUAUGAUAUACCAGGCAGACGAGGUCGACGGGGUAAUCAAGUCCGUUCCGCCCACCCCGGCCGCCCAGGCCUCGGCCGACCCGGUCGAUGGCACCGGCACGCCCACCAAGGAGGCAAACCCGGGCGCCUCGCACGAGGCCAACGGGACUCCGAGCGGGAGGGACAAGCAGCCGCUCGGAGCGUCGCUAGCGGAGGCGGCGACGCCGAGCCGCCGGCGGUCCGCCAGACCAGCGCGGGAGUCGUUCUCCCUCUACGCUACCCGCUCCCUCGACUCGGGCGGCCUCCCCAAGAUCCCCAAGGUCCUCCCCAUCUCGGGCCAGAGCUCCAAGGAACGCCUGGACCUGAAGCAGCCCCAGUAUCGCAGGACGAACCGCAUUGCCCUGUUCGAGAGCAAGACGUUCGGCCAGGCCAGGUACGUCGACAGGUCGAUGAUGAAUGUCGGCUACCAGGAGAGCGACCAGUUCAUCCGGCCGGAGCGCGGCCUGAUCAAGGCGACGGAUGCCAACAUGGAAGAGGAAGUGGACCCGACAAAAGCCGACGGCGAUGCCGUCCAGCACUCGGCAGGCGCCGUAGGUCGCGUCGAGUACGACAUGGACGAGCAGGACGACAUGUGGCUCGAGAAGCUGAACGAGCAGCGGAAGGCGUCCGAUCUGGACCCCAUCACCCGCGAGAUCUUCGAGAUCACCAUCACCAAGAUUGAAAAGGAGUGGCACGCGCUCGAGAAGAGGAUACCGAAACCCAACCCGAAGCCGCCGCAGACCCACCGGCCGCGCUCGAGCUCGGCCGCCGCAGUCAACGGCGAGCCCCAGGCCGGCGAGGAGCAGGACAGCAAGUGCGCCGUCUGCGACGACGGCGACUGCGAGAACACCAACGCCAUCGUCUUCUGCGACGGCUGCGACCUGGCCGUCCACCAAGAGUGCUAUGGCGUCCCUUUCAUCCCCGAGGGUCAGUGGCUGUGUCGCAAGUGCCAGCUUAUCGGGCGUGGUAUUCCGACGUGCAUUUUCUGUCCCAAUACCGACGGCGCCUUCAAGCAGACAAACUCGUCCAAAUGGGCCCAUCUGCUGUGCGCCAUGUGGAUUCCCGAAAUCUCUCUCGGGAACCACACGUUCAUGGAGCCCGUCAUGGAGGUCGAGAAGGUUCCCAAGACGCGGUGGAGGUUGACGUGCUACAUCUGCAACCAGCGGAUGGGAGCCUGCAUCCAGUGCUCCAACAAGAGCUGCUACCAGGCCUUCCACGUGACGUGUGCCCGCCGGUGCCGCCUGUACCUUAAGAUGAAGAACAGCCAGGGGGCGCUCGCGGUCCUGGACGGCACCCUCCCGCUGAAGGCCUUUUGCGACAAGCACUGCCCGCCCGACUACGCCGAGCAACACAACGUUGCCCAGGCGACCAAGGAAGCCAAGCGCUUCUACAAGCGCACCAUGAAGGGCCGGAUCUGGGCCGACAGCCAGGCCUCCGCCUUGCAGCUCGCCGCCACCCACCGCAACGCCAGGACGGAGCAUCCGCCCGACGAGUCCCAGAUCACCGGCGCCAAGGUCUCGGCCGUGCUCGCAGACAACAAGAAGAAGGGCCAGCCGCCCAAGAACGUCUGGAAGCUACCGUCCGGCGCCCCGAUCAUCCCGCAGGCCGUCUUCGACCUGGUCGAGAGCGCGCUCGCGCGGUUCCCGAUCCGCAAGCGCAAAGACUUUGUGGGCGAGGCCUGCAAGUACUGGACCCUCAAGCGCGAGGCUCGCCGCGGCGCCGCCUUGCUCAAGCGGCUACAGCUGCAGAUGGAGACGUUCUCGUCCAUGGAGCUGACGCGCCGCAACUUUGCCGCCAUGGGCCCCUCCGGCAAGGCCCGGCUCGACAGGAGAGUCGAGUUUGCCCGGGGCCUCGUCGCCGAGCUCGACAAGCUCACGGAGCUGUGCAAGCUGGUCGAGGAACGCGAGCGGCUGAAGCUCGAGAUGGCCGAACUCGAGGCCGAAAUGGUCAACACCUGCUAUUUCCCCAUCUACAAGCUGCUGCUGCCCGUCCUUGAGAAGGCAUUUUCGCUGGACAAGAACGUCUUCAGGCAGGGCCUGCAAGAGCUCCAAGCCAAGAUGGAUCGGCGUUACUACGUGACCACUCUGCCAUUCACACAAGACCUCUGCCGGGCCAUCAAUGAAGGCAUCAAUAACCCCCCGGAGUCGGUCGUCCAGAAUUCGGGGAGACCCGUCGAGGCCUCGCCCUCUAAGCACAAUAACUAUGCCGAGAUCGGUGCCCGGAGGCGGUUGGGGAAGCGCAUCGUCAAGUCGCUCCAGCCGUACUUGGAGACGGCGCUAAGGGCCGAGGCCGAGAUCACCGACCAGCCGCAUGACGUGCUCCGCAAAGAACUCGAAGGCAUGCUCGAGGCGAGUGUGGAGGUGCGACAGCAACUGCCCGUCGCCAGCAUUACCGUAUCCCCCGACGAGGACGCAGCGGCAGGGCGGCAGGGACAAGUAGACGUUCACAUGGCUGAUGCCCCCGCCGAGGGCCAGAUCAUAGUCGCCGACCAAAGCGGGGGCGAAGAAGACGCCGAGGGUGAGCCCGACGACGAUCUCGUCAGCCCCGACAGGGACAACAUCCAGGUCGGAGGCUACGACGAGCCGACGCCCAGGCCCAACGGUGUCCUCUCUGCCGCCCACUCCGUCUCGGGCGAGCCUCAACCGGACACAACGACCCCGCACCUCGCCAACGGCGUCACCAGUCUCGACAAGUCCUCCACAUCCCCUCCUUCUCUCCCGGGAACCAGUUAUUCCACCCUUCCUCCUCCUGCUGGUGCUACUGCUCCUCCUUCUCAUCACCAGCCCGACACCACUACCACCACCACGACGUCCUCCUCCCACCCUCUUACACCGCCUCGAUCCAAUACCGGCUCCGCCUCCACUGCCUCAUUCAACGUGACCCAAAACAGUAACAACAAUGACAACAAGGACAACGAUAAUGACAACAACAAUAACAACAAUAACAACGACAAUGGCGCCUCGACCACCACCAGCACAACCGGCAACACCUGUGCUGUCACGAACACAAACACAAACACAAACUUUCUCACCCACGGCGGCAUCCCCUGGUACCUGGCAGGGUUCGAGCUGCGCGGCACCACGGCCGUACAGGAGCAGUGGACGCCCGGGCGCGAAGCCGUGCGCAGCCUGAGCGAGGAGCUGACGGACAUGGACGACGAGGCGCUGCGCGACCUGGAGUUUGACGUCGACGAGGAGAGGACGAUCACGAUCCGUGGAGAUGGGGUUUAUGGUGCGGGUGUCGGGGGUGCGGAUGAUGGUGGCGGCGGCGGCGGCGGUGGUGGUGGUAAUGACGGCGGUGGUGACGAUGGCGAGGAGGAUGACGGUGAUGAAGAUGGUGCUAAGGAUGUUGAUGGUGAAAAUGCUCAUCACAAUGGUGGUGGUGACGGUGACGGUGACGAUAGUGGUGGUAGCGAGGAGGGGAAGAAGAGGAACGGGAGCGGUGACGACACAAACGGGGUCGCGAGGACGCCGCCGUCGCCACAACUACCACAACCACCACCACAACCACAACCAAAACCACCUCCUCCACCUCGUUCACAACCGGCCGGGGCAGGCGUUGGCAAUGCGAAGAAGGCGGUGGCGGCGGCCGGCAGCAGCAGUCCGAGGAAGAGAACCCGGAGCGAGGUCGCCGCCGCCGCCGCAGCCGCCAGCAGGUCGCUUCGGAGGGGAGUCCGGAGCUCUUCCAGGAAGAAGUGAGGCCGUCUUACGGCUCUCUCUUUUUCUCUUUCUCUCUUUCUCUCCGACUUCUCUACCCUAUCGCACAGUUGUAUGAGUACACUUUGGAGGGAUGGGGGAAACUACUGAGUUCUGGUUUUCGAUGAUGCUAUGGGAAUUGGGGGGUUUGAUUUCAGUUCCUCUUUUUUUUAUUUUUUAUUAUUAUUUUUUCUCUCCUCCCCCCGUCUCCCCCCUCAGUCCCUUGCUGAUGUUGCGAGGGCUUCAUUCUAUCGGGGUUGGGCUUAGGCCCGUCUCUUCUGCGCGUCGACUUUCUUUUCUUUUCUUUCA
This is a messenger RNA of Thermothelomyces thermophilus ATCC 42464, 4812 nucleotides long. RefSeq lists its product as uncharacterized. The coding region runs from base 673 to 4506 and encodes 1277 amino acids. The record is from RefSeq and is a predicted model, not a curated record. The transcript is spliced from 3 exons. Gene Ontology annotation, biological process: regulation of transcription by RNA polymerase II. Lineage: Eukaryota; Fungi; Ascomycota; Sordariomycetes; Sordariales; Chaetomiaceae.